AUGGCCAGUUCAAGCAAAGAUAAUCUGGCUGCUAUCGCGGCCUCUGAUGACGACAGCACUUCUCUGUCUACUCGGGCUCAGGAAGGACUCGAUAAUUAUAUACACAACCUGUCUUUGACCGACGAACAGAAACCAGACGGAGCGGAUGAGGAGCCAUUGCAGGACACAGAACAAGGAGAAAACACUGGCAGCGUGGUUGUGGCCGACGAAGUGCUUGAUCCUGUUGCAUCAACGUCCGAUCACACGGUCGUUGAGUCUCCUUUAGAGACCACUCCCCCGUUGGAUAUACACCGUUCUUCUGUCCCGGAUACGCUCUCUGCGCAGUCUGGAAACUCCAUCGACGACAUCUCGCGCUCCAUAGACGAGUUUGCCAAUGGCCUGACGGGCGAGGACGCCAGACAGGAGGCAGACGAAGAGUCUGAGCAAGAUUCGGCUGAGCCAGAAAAUAAAGCGCAGGCUAAGCCUGUGGCGGACGCAGAGGAGUUUAGAGGCCGGUUUUUGAACGAUUUCGAUACGAGCGAGGAGCAGGAGCAUUCGGGGACACAAAACGAUACCAUUCGCACCUCGUUCGACGCUUCAACUGACACUUCAUCGAACCGUGCUCCCGACGAACAAUCGUCGCUGUCGUACUCUUCUCACCUUUCAAACUCUCCGUCAGACAGGUUUUCGUGGCAGCAGAACGACGACCAGUUUUCGUUUGCAGGCCACGAAACAAGAUCUGUGAGCUCGUCGGGCUCAUUGUCGACCAGACGCACCUACGAUCUGUCUGAUAGCUACUGCGAAAGCGUGCUGGGAGAGGAGUCCGAGGCAGACCAGUUCAGACAGAAUUUUGUGCGCCAGAACACAAAAGACACGGUCAGACCAGUGAGGUCAGAGACCCUGGGGUCUUCCGUGUACGAGGACCCUCGAAGCGAGCGAUACCAGGGAAGAGGCCCUAUAGUGAGGCCGCCGAUCCAGCAGUCCCGAGUGCGAUCCAUGCUAAUUGACGACGUGCCAGAGCCCCGCACCAACAGUCGAGUUGCAAGCGAGACGUCGCAGGAUACCAAGGACACAAAGGAGACUAUCAAGGAGACACCUGCCAUAACGGCUUUUCCCGACGCGGACCUGAAAAAAAUCAUGCAGCUACCGACGACGGAAAAACGGCUUGCAGCGCUGCAGAAAGCGAGACGGGACCUGAUGGAGUACGACACUGGGCUCUCUGGGUACUUGCACGAGGCCAUCAAGGCCGGCUCCAAGUCGUUCGCUAACACCGACUCGCAAUUGGGACCGAACGUGCUGAACGCAUUCAAGAACUCGGACCAGUACCACUCGAGCACGCCGUCGACGGCAGAGCUGGCAAACGACCUUCUACGCACCUCGUCCGUGAUCAAACAGAAAGGACGCAACUUGCUACGCAAAAUACAUCUGAAAUAG
Messenger RNA from Ogataea angusta, 1413 nucleotides. RefSeq lists its product as uncharacterized. NCBI's taxonomy places the organism in Eukaryota, Fungi, Ascomycota, Pichiomycetes, Pichiales, Pichiaceae. The transcript has a single exon. The record is from RefSeq and is a predicted model, not a curated record. The coding region runs from base 1 to 1413 and encodes 470 amino acids.